Messenger RNA from Coniophora puteana RWD-64-598 SS2, 1386 nucleotides. RefSeq lists its product as uncharacterized. NCBI's taxonomy places the organism in Eukaryota, Fungi, Basidiomycota, Agaricomycetes, Boletales, Coniophoraceae. The coding region runs from base 1 to 1386 and encodes 461 amino acids. The transcript is spliced from 7 exons. The record is from RefSeq and is a predicted model, not a curated record.
AUGGCAGAAGAGCCUCCAGUCACAGUAUUCAAGCUCCCCAACUACUUACCAAAGAAAUUUCGGACACUCGACAUUGAGAAACCAACAUCAGUGAUUGCAGCGAUCGUGGUCUACAGCGCGCGAUGGACGGCGAUGUUCUCAAAAUUCAACGAUGGCGGCGUCAAAAAAGCUGCCUUUCUGGAGAGGGCGCGUAAGGAGGUGGACGAUGCUGCGUGGUGGCUUGAGGCCUACAUCGAGUAUGCCAAGGUUGAUGGUCAGAAGCUCGACUGGAAGCUGACCCCGAUUGUGGUCGCUAUGUACCAUGAGCAGGGAAACAUUGAAUCGCCGACGUUUUCAUUGGACCCAAAGACUUAUGGGGUGCUCAACCGCUAUUGUUUUCGUCCCGUUGAAGUGAGCAACUGUGGGGCGGCAUGGUGGAAUGAGCCAGAGUUCACACGAGCAACCCCGCCGCCUGCACCUUCGACUAUGUCUCCAGGUCCAGAAGCAGUGUCCCUCUUUGCGAAGCCCGUGCGGCCUGCGGAGUCUGUAGUUCCAUCGCCAGCAUCAUCGUCGCCGGCGUCCCCUUCCCCUGCACCUCGCCGUCUGGUUGGGCGCCAGGUCAGGGGAAAGGCGCCUUCAACCCCUCGGUUCACCACCCCCAUGCCGCCAGCAGGCAAGGACAGAGAUGCGGUCAAGGACGACGGCAUCGCCACACAAUCACCUCAGCCGGAGCCUCCAACAUCUGAUGAAGAUGUCAUUCACGUACCUAAGCCGUCCCAUACCAAACCACGUCCCCGCCAGGCAAAACAGACCCAGGCUCUUGCUGUAGCCAUUGUCGAUCAAAAUAAGUUCAACACAAGCGCGGGGGAUAGUACACAGGAUAAACUGGUUGCGUCUCAAGCGGCAAACGGCUCUACUCAUACGACUGAGUCAAAGGCGCCGUCUCCAGAGAGUGCAUCCUCGGCAGCUCGAGUACCGGCGAAGGGAAAUGGUAAAGGAGGAAAUAAAGCUAAAAUCCCUGCUGAUCGCAAAGUCCUGGACCUGACGGCAGACGUAGACGGGAUGGAAGGCUUUGCCGACGCUAUACGGGAGCUCGUUCGUGCGGUCGACAACAAUUACGCUGCGACCCGAAAUGACGUCAAAGCCCACAAAGAAUCUCUGAAGAAGGUAGUGGACAAUCAAAGUCAGCGCAUCAACAACUUGGCUGGUGCGGUAAGCGGCCUUCGCGAUGACCUUCGCUUUCUGGCCCGUGCGCUGGGCCACGACAUUCCAUCUGGUGCCAGUAAGGGUGACGUGCACGUUGUCAGUGAUGUUGAGAUGUCUGCUGCCGCGCUGCAGGGCGACUCAUCGGGUGUGCAUGCAGCGCCCAACAAACGACAACGCAAAUCCCGAGAGGCGACUAAGUAA